UAGAUCUUUACUUUCUUUUUAUGUUUUUGUUAUUUAUUGCUAUUUCUUUGCUUUCUCUUUUCCCUAGAGAAAGAAAUGGAGCAAUCCAAUACCGCGUUGAAUUCCGUAUAAUUCUUUUUUUUUUUUUUCUCUUUAAAAGUAUCGAUCUUUCAUUUUCUUUUUCUGUUUCUAGAUUUGUAGAUUUGCGCGUGUAAUUUAGACAUAUUUUAAGAGAGUUUUCAAAUAAAAGAAGAAAACAGGAGUUUUUGAUAGAGGAAAAAGAAGGAGAUGCGUUCAAAGAAGAUGGAAGGACCAUCGGCACCGACUAUGCGUCGUGACCCUUACGAAGUUUUGUGCGUUUCAAGGGAUUCAACUGAUCAGGAGAUCAAAACUGCUUAUAGAAAGCUAGCUCUCAAGUAUCAUCCUGACAAGAAUGCUAGCAACCCUGAGGCUUCAGAGCUUUUUAAGGAAGUUGCAUAUUCUUAUAGCAUUUUAUCUGACCCAGAAAAGCGAAGACAAUAUGACAGUGCAGGGUUUGAGGCUGUUGAAGAUUCAAUGGAUAUGGAGAUUGAUUUGUCCAAUCUGGGAACUGUUAAUACAAUGUUUGCAGCAUUAUUCAGCAAGCUUGGUGUCCCCAUCAAGACUACAAUCUCAGCUAAUGUUCUUGAAGAAGCUCUUAAUGGAACUGUGACAGUUAGACCCCUUCCUAUUGGAACAUCAGUUAGUGGAAAGGUAGACAAGCAAUGUGCCCACUUCUUUGGUGUAACAAUAAGUGAUGAACAAGCUGAGGCUGGAAUUGUUGUGAGGGUAACUUCAACAGCACAAAGCAAAUUCAAGUUACUUUAUUUUGAACAAGAUGUCAAUGGUGGCUAUGGCUUGGCCCUACAGGAAUUGGGCUCGGAGAGGAUUAUUGGCAGUACUAUGAUGUGUGAAGAUAGUGAGAAGACAGGCAGGGUGACAUCAGCUGGCAUGUAUUUCUUGCAUUUUCAAGUAUACAGAAUGGAUUCCACUGUAAAUGCGUUAGCAAUAGCUAAAGACCCUGAAUCUGCUUUCUUUAAAAGGUUGGAUGGUCUUCAACCUUGUGAGGCUUCAGAACUAAAAGCUGGCACACAUAUAUUCGCUGUUUAUGGUUGGAGCUGGGAUAAUUUUUUCAAGACUGCUACUUACACAAUUGAGGCACUUUGUGCAAAGUCAUAUGAGGAUACCACGGAGAAGCUUAAGGAUAUCGAAGCUCAGAUUUUACUAAAGAGAAAUGAGUUGCGCCAAUUCGAAACAGAAUACAGAAAAGCAUUGGCACGCUUUCAAGAAGUGACCAACCACUACAGCCAAGAAAAGCAGUCUGUAGACGAGCUGCUGAAACAGCGUGACAGUAUCCAUGCCUCAUUCACCGUAACAAAAGCACCCAACAGUAUUGGUGUUAAUUUAAGUAAUGGAAGUACUAGCAAAGUUCCUGGUGAGAACGAGAGUCCAUUGGAAGAUGGAAACUCGGAUGGGAAGGAUAAAUCAGGGAAAAAGAAAUGGUUCAAUUUGAAUCUGAAGGGAUCUGAUAAAAAGCUUGGUUGAAAAGGUAUUUAGUUAGGUUCUUGUUUUACAAGAAAGGUUGGAAAUAUUUGCCAGCAAUCUGCUGCCUUCUAAUACUUGUCCUUGUAUUAUUUAUUCAAUCAAUUCUUCUCCUGUCUAUGGCUCUCCACAAAGGUUGUUCGAUAUGUCAUGUUGCAGUAAUGGUCCUGUCAACGUGAUGAUAUGGAUGUAAGUUUUUUGUAUACUUAUCAAGUGAUAACUCCCAUCUACUGGUCCUUUGGGCAGCCGUUUGUGUCUUAAUCUUUUUGAAAAUAAAUAAUUUUGUUUUCCUGCAACUUGGCUCCUUCAAAAUCUCUCUCU
Durio zibethinus is the source of this 1860-nucleotide messenger RNA. The record is from RefSeq and is a predicted model, not a curated record. Lineage: Eukaryota; Viridiplantae; Streptophyta; Magnoliopsida; Malvales; Malvaceae.